Messenger RNA from Huiozyma naganishii CBS 8797, 690 nucleotides. RefSeq lists its product as uncharacterized. Bases 1 to 690 code for a protein of 229 amino acids. Gene Ontology annotation, biological process: import into nucleus. The record is from RefSeq and is a predicted model, not a curated record. Lineage: Eukaryota; Fungi; Ascomycota; Saccharomycetes; Saccharomycetales; Saccharomycetaceae. Gene Ontology annotation, cellular component: cytoplasm. The transcript has a single exon.
AUGAACGUGCUCGUGAUUGGGGCCACUGGCCUUUGUGGGGCACACUUCGUCGAGUACGCCCUCGAGUCGACGAAGGUCGCGAAACUGUACACUCUGUCGAGGUCCGACUGGCCCACGGGGCAGGACCCACAGGGGAAACUGGUGAAGCUGAUCGAACCAGAUAGUACCCUGUGGGGGCGCGCCAUGAGGGACAUCCCAGGAAACCUCGACGUGCUGAUUUGUGCUCUCGGAACAACAAGGGCUCGGUCCAACGCGGAGGAACAGUACGCCGUGGACCACGACUUGACACUCGAAUUGGCCACCGUCGCAAAGAGGGAAAAACACGCCCACACGGUCGUCGUCGUCUCCUCCACGGGGGCACACCCUGAGUCCCGCUUCUUCUACGCAAGGAUGAAAGGCGACGUGGAGAGAGAUAUCACCGAACUUCAAUUUAACCACACGGUGUUACUUCGCCCGGGGAUCCUCUUGGGGGAACGGUACAAGCCACACGUCGGGUACAGAGACUUCCUCGGGACUAGAUUUGGGGCCUUGUUCUACAGGUCCAGAUUCCAGGCAUGGGCACUGUACCCUAUCAGGGGCAGCGAAGUCGCGAAAGUCGGACUCCAUUUGGCUCUGGAGGAACUACCGGAGGACCAGAAAGUCCAGAUCAGGGAGAGUAACGAGAUCUUGGACCCUGCCGAGAAGAUUUAA